Molecule: messenger RNA, 2583 nt
Organism: Dissoconium aciculare CBS 342.82
Lineage: Eukaryota; Fungi; Ascomycota; Dothideomycetes; Mycosphaerellales; Dissoconiaceae
Exons: 3
Coding region: 1-2583 (860 amino acids)
Biological process (GO): proteolysis
Molecular function (GO): dipeptidyl-peptidase activity; serine-type peptidase activity
Source: RefSeq, a predicted model, not a curated record
AUGUUGGAGCAUGUGUCGGAUCACGCCGCUAUGCAGUCAAAGGAGGGCUACUAUCCGCGUCAACCCCGCCCGGAAGAGAUGGAUGUCGAAGACCAGCUUGCCUGGCAGAGGACCCAGAAGCCGGUCGAUAAAAAGGCCCGGCGCAUGCUCUACGUCUUUAUCGCCAUAGGUUUGGCGGGUUGGGUUGCUGCAUUGUUCCUGUUUUUGGCCCAACGCCCUCAUAUCCCACAUGCCGAACGGCCGCACGACCCUCACGCGACCAAAACAGCCGGAUUCGGUCAAAAGAUCACCCUCGACCAAGUGCUUACCGGUAAAUGGUUUGCACAAAGGCACGCUAUCGAAUGGAUUGCAGGACCCAACGGCGAAGAUGGCCUGCUGCUCGAGCAAGGCGGCGCGGAGGGCCGCGACUAUCUUGUUGUCGAGGACGUGCGAUAUCGCGGUAAUGAUAUCGCUACCCAAAUCGCACACAGCACUACUUUGAUGAAGGACGCCUCUUUCAUGGUCGGCGAGGAGCAGGUUGACGCAUGGGAGACAACACCCAGCGCUGAUCACAAAAAGGUCCUCGUAAAGAAUGACGUUGAAAAGAAUUGGCGCCACAGUUCGACAAGCAGAUAUUGGAUUUUCGACGUGGAAACACAGACUGGUGAGCCUCUGGAUCCGGAUAAUGUUCAGGGACGAGUACAAGCCGCAUCCUGGAGCCCAAAGAGCGAUGCCGUGGUCUUCACAAGGGACAACAAUAUGUUCAUCCGCCACUUGAACUCCAAGACCGUUAAGCGUAUCACCACCGACGGAGGCGCAGAUCUCUUCUACGGAAUUCCUGACUGGGUGUAUGAAGAGGAAGUGCUUGCAGCGGGAGAGGCUACAUGGUGGAGCGGAGACGGAAAGUUCGUCGCAUACUUCCGGACCGAUGAGAGCAGCGUUCCGUCGUUCCCAGUUCAGUACUUCUUCAGCCGACCCAGCGGUCAGCUACCAGCACCUGGCGAAGAGAACUAUCCUGAAGUCCGCCAGAUCAAGUACCCCAAAGCAGGAGCGCCAAUGUCCACAGUGGGCUUGGAGUUCUACGAUGUAGACAUGGGCGAAGUGUUCACAGUCCCGAUUGAUGACGACUUUGCCGAUGACGACCGAUUGAUCACGGAGGUCCUGUGGGCGGGUGAGACGGGCAAAGUCAUCAUUCGCUCUACAAACCGAGAGUCGGAUACUCUGAAGAUCAUUCUCAUCGACGCCGUGCGACGUACAGGACGAACUAAGUUGGACGGCGGCUGGUUCGAGGUCUCACACACGACUACCUUUAUUCCUGCGGAUCCCAAAGCUGGUCGUCUCCAGGACGGCUAUGUUGACACUGUCAUUCACAACAACUAUGAUCACCUUGCCUACUUCACUCCUCUGGAUAACCCAGAACCUAAGAUGCUCACAUCUGGAGAGUGGGAGGUUGUCGCAGCGCCAUCCAAAAUUGACCUCGAGCAGAAUUUGGUGUACUUCAUAGGUACUAAAGACGGAAGCACACAACGACAUCUAUAUUCGGUUGAUCUUCUCUCCACCUCCAACAAGAUCGAGGCGGUGACCAAGAACACCGACAUUGCCUAUUACGGCGCUUCCUUCUCGGUCAAAGGCAAAUUUAUGCUUCUUUCAUACCAAGGCCCAGGGAUCCCGUGGCAAAAAGUGCAGUCUACGCCUUCGAAUCAUGAGAGCAAGCUAGACAUUUUCAUCGAACAGAAUGAGGCCUUGAACGAGCUCGCGAAGAAGACGGAGCUCCCUAUUGAGAUCUACCAAACUGUUAAUGUUGACGGGUUCGACCUCAACCUAGUGGAAAGGCGUCCUCCUCACUUUGAUGAGAGUGGCAAGCGAAAGUACCCCGUCCUAUUCUUCUUAUACAAUGGUCCUGGAUUCCAGAGCGUGGACAGGAGAUUUCAAGUCGAUUUCCAGUCGUAUGUCGCAAGCAGCCUUGGCUACAUCGUCGUGACAUUGGAUGGUCUCGGCACUGGCUUCAAGGGAAGAAAGCAACGCUGCAUUGUCCGAGGAAACCUCGGAUACUGGGAAGCACACUCCCAAAUCGAGGCGGCCAAAAUCUGGGCAGCUAAGAAAUAUGUCGACGCCGAGCGGAUGGCCAUCUGGGGCUGGAGCUACGGCGGGUUCGCGACCCUCAAGACCCUCGAGACUGACGCCGGUCAGACUUUCAAAUACGGCAUGGCCGUGGCACCUGUGACGGACUGGCGCUUCUAUGACUCCAUCUACACCGAACGCUACAUGCACACGCCUCAGCACAACCCCCAAGGCUACGAGAACGCGACCAUCACCAACAUGGAUCAGCUCUCGAAAAACGUGCGGUUCUUGGUUAUGCACGGCGUCAGCGAUGACAAUGUGCACUUCCAGAACACGCUGCAGCUGCUUGAUCGGCUUGAUCAGGCCAACGUGCGCAACUACGACGUCCACGUCUUCCCGGAUAGCGACCACAGUAUUUAUUUCCACAACGCCAACCGCGUCGUGUACGAGAAAUUACGAGAUUGGUUGGUCAACGCUUUCAAUGGCGAAUGGCUUCGCACCGAUGAUCCACAGCCAGUGCCCUACCACGUCGUGCCGGUCUGA